Messenger RNA from Dalotia coriaria, 3704 nucleotides. Its product is annotated as high affinity cationic amino acid transporter 1-like. Gene Ontology annotation, cellular component: plasma membrane. The record is from RefSeq and is a predicted model, not a curated record. Gene Ontology annotation, biological process: L-arginine import across plasma membrane; L-ornithine transmembrane transport. Lineage: Eukaryota; Metazoa; Arthropoda; Insecta; Coleoptera; Staphylinidae. Gene Ontology annotation, molecular function: L-arginine transmembrane transporter activity; L-lysine transmembrane transporter activity; L-ornithine transmembrane transporter activity.
AGGAACGCACGCCUCAAGGUUGUCGGCACGCGGUAGUCGGCACACUUUCGCUGAUACGGCAACAAGCAACAACAAAUUGUGCGACUGUUGUUACUAACAUAAAUACUGCCAGCGCGCUGCAUAAUGGUGCAAAAAAACGCGAAAGAAUUCCAUUAACGGUGCGGAAGGACUCACGAUGCGAUAAUGCCACGCGAGUUUGAUGUGUCCAGCGGCAAUAAUGCGCACAACUGUCAGAAAAACAACUUGAGCGAUUUGUAACAGUAGUUUUAAGUGUCAAAUUGGCGUUUUAUUGGAAAUUAUUAGUGCUGAACGUGUAUUCCAGGUGUAAGCCAAGAUGGCGUCCGUAUGGAAGACGCUUAUGCGUCGCAAGAUAAUCCAGCAACCAGAAGAAACCAGCUUGGGACGUGUUCUUGGCACCUGGGACCUAACCUUUUUGGGGGUGGGAGCUACCCUUGGCAUUGGACUCUAUGUUUUAGUAGGGAAAGUUGCCAGGGAGACUGCUGGACCCUCAAUUGUUUUAUCAUUUUUGAUUGCUGCUAUUGCAUCUGCUUUUGCUGGAUUGUGUUAUGCUGAAUUUGGUGCUCGGGUACCACGAGCCGGUUCGGCUUACGUCUAUAGCUAUGUGUGUAUUGGUGAAAUAGUUGCCUUCAUCAUUGGAUGGAAUCUGAUUCUUGAGUAUGUGAUUGGUUCGGCAUCAGUCGCGCACGGAAUGAGUUUAUAUGUGGAUACAAUGGUAAACGAUUCACUAAAACGGCAGUUUAUUGACAUUGCACCGAUUCACAUCAGUUUCCUGGCGGAGUAUUUCGAUUUUGCAUUUGGCAUCUCAAUUAUCCUCUCACUUGGUUUAGCUGUAGGGGUAAAAGAAAGUUCCUAUCUGAAUAACAUCGUCACCAUUUUGAAUAUAGCCGUGGUGAUAUUUGUUUUUAUUGCUGGGGGGAUGAAAGCCCAAUGGAGUAAUUGGACAAUUGCAAAAAGUACUGAUGAUAGUAUAGGAAAAGGUGGAUUUUUUCCAUUUGGUCUCACUGGGAUGAUAAAAGGUGCCGCCACUUGUUUCUAUGGUUUUGUGGGCUUUGAUUGCAUUGCUACCACUGGUGAAGAAGCAAGGAAUCCACGAAGGAGUAUACCAAUCGCCAUUUUGGCAUCGUUGGGUAUAAGUUUAAUAGCGUAUUGUGGGACAUCAGCAGUGGUAACUUUAAUGGUGCCUUACUAUGAACAGGAUAUCAAUUCACCAUUACCACAUGCCUUUGAUGUCUACGAUAUGGCUACAGCCAAAUGGAUAAUCACAAUUGGAGGAUUAUUUGCCCUUUCAGCAAGCCUCUUCGGCGCCAUGUUUCCCCUACCACGGAUAAUCUACGCAAUGGCUAACGAUGGUCUUAUUUUCCGUUUUCUUGGUAUCGUAAACGCAAGAUUUGCAACGCCUAUGAUUGGCACUAUCCUUGCCGGAGUUCUUACUGGAAUUAUCGGUGGUUUAUUCGAUCAAGGUCAAUUGAUUGACAUGAUGUCAAUUGGCACAUUGCUGGCAUAUACAAUCGUAGCUGCAUGCGUUCUUAUUUUGAGAUAUUCCGUCAGCGUUGGGAAGGUGCACAUACACACAGAUUAUGAUGACGAUGCUGUUGGGUCCCUGGGACAAAAUGGCGGAUGGUUCAGUGUGUUGAUGAACAGUGGAAGUGUGAAACGUCCAACGGAGAAAAGUGAAUUUAUGGUCACGAUACAAGUUGGUUUUUAUUGUAUACUUGCUAUUUUAUGUGGAUUUUGUGCAAAGUACCUUCCUGAUGAUAUCAGCAACGGAGAAAUUUAUGCUAUAGUGCUGCCAUCUGUUGUCGUGACGUUGAUGAUUUUACUGGUGAUCUCAAUGUGCUUACAACCACAAAAUGAUACAAAUCUGUCUUUUAAGGUUCCGCUCGUACCGAUAAUCCCCUGCUUGAGUAUUCUAGUCAACAUCUACCUCAUGAUGGCAUUAGACGUCGCCACAUGGAUCCGUUUCGGCGUCUGGAUGGCAAUCGGGUUGCCUAUCUAUUGGUGUUCAGCGCGGCCAUGCUGUGGCAGUAAAGGCAAAACAAUGCCGAUUGGUUGCGUUAAAAACCGUAACUUGAGCGAGGGCAGCACUUAUGUCAACUUUGGUUAUCUACACGGCGAAGAAUGUGCUCCCGAGAAUAACGAAAUGAUAGAGAGACGAACUGUCAUUUUAUUAAAUAAUAAAGAUAAAGAAAACAAAAAAGAACGUGAACAACAAAAGGAAUCGAAAUCAAGCGCUGAUUCAGAUAGUGGAGCAUAUUUUGAAGAUACUGAACAGGAUCAGGAAGUUCAAAGUACGAAAAGUAAUAAAAGUGAUAGGAGUAGUCACGUGUUGACGAAGUAUGAAAACGUAACAAUUGUGGAACCGGAAGAGAUCGAAGAUAAAUCCGUGCAGGAUGUUUUGGGUACUUUGGACCACAUGCUGGAGAAGGAAGAGGAAAAGUGUGGGGAUGGUGGUUUAGGUGUGCCUAGGUUUAGGAAUCGCAGCGUGUCGAUUGUGUCGAGUGUUUCUAACAAUUCGAAUAAUCUACCGAUGGAGGUGAGUGUAGUAGCGAUUAUACAUCACGAGGAUGAGCAGGAGCCUAUUUUGGAGGAGAUUGAAACUCCGGAGGAACCAGAACCAGAGGAGAAGUUGACUGAAGCUACUAAUGGUAGAUUGAUUCAAAGCGUUCAAAAUUUAACAGCACAGGAAGAUAAUUCUGAUGUUGAUCCAAAGGAAAAUGAAGAAGUUGAUGAAUCAAAAGAAGAAGAGGAAAAUAAAAAAGAUGAUAAAAUACUGGAAGACAUUUUACCUGUGCCUCCGCCGCCGCCAUUGUUACUUAAACCUGCUUUACCCCCUCCACCUCCACCUCCAUCAAUGUCCCAAUUUGAAAUAUUCAAAGCAGAACCCCCUCCUAAACUAGAUUAUCUCGCUGCACGUUCCACUCUGAAAAAAUCAACACGUGCUAUCACCCCACCACCUUCCGCAUCUUCCACACCAAUAGGCACGCCGCUUUCCACCAAACGCCGUAUGACUCCAUCCAAAUCAGAAACCGAUUUAUACACACCCCCUGAAGAUAAUAUAAAACUAACCUCUGAAAACAUCAAACAAUUCAAAAAUAAACUCGCAGCUGAUUUGGGACACAUGCCCAACAACUUGAAGUUCAACGUCACAGCGUCUCCCUACUACCAUUCAGUAACUCUGGAUAGAAAACCAACAACAAAGAGAAAUGCCAGCAUUGGUGGUAAAAGCGAAAGUGUUGAUGAUCUUAACUUAUCAGUGCCGAAAAGUGAUGAAAUGCCGCGGAAAAACAGCGGUGUGGUUGAUGAUAGUUUGAAAAGUGUCAACAUGGACGCGAUUAAAGCAAGACUCAGUGUAUUAUACAACACUAGGAGUGAUGCAGAUCCUGCUACUUUGUAUAGAAACCGAAAAAAAGUUGAUUCAGCUACCAAAGUGGAAUUUGGUGAGAGUGGCGUUUAGGAAUCAAACAUAACCUAAAAUUUGAACUAUUAUUACCUAUUUCAUCUGUUGUAAAUUGUAAAUUGUUGUUAUUUCUUAACCUAUACUUGUAAGUUGUUAACUAGUCGUAAGAUUCUAACCUAGACUUGGUUUCUAUUCCUACACUCAUGAAACUUAUCACGAAAAACACAGACUUGCAUGUUUUAUUAAUAUUCACACUCAAUUUAAGUAUUAUAACCUUUAUAAUGUG